UAACCAACCACUAUUCACACCUCUCCAAUCUCCAUCAACACCUCCAAACUUUUUUACAUGCUUUUCUUGCAACUUCUCAACUGAUUGAUUCAGUUGCGAUACUUCUCUGAAAAAAAUGCGCUAGAUUUUCAUUCUCCAUUUCUAUGAUCAUCAUUCCGUUGAAUUGAAUUUCACAAGAUCAAUACAAACUUCUCAAGGUCAUUCUCCGGGUCAAUUUUUUUUAUCAAGAGAGUACUUUACUCGGGACAAAAGAAGGACAAUCGACAUGCCUAUGAUGGUAUUGAGAUUUAGAAUUGCCUUCUGGGAUAAUUUUGAAAAUUGGCACUAGUGAGAGAUAGUCAGAUACCCUCUUCUUACAUAUAAUGUGGAAAAAGCUCGGCGAGUCUUUAUCCGGAGAUAAUGAAGAGCAAGAGGAGAGCUUGUUGGGCGAGGGGUCAGGUGGACUAAGCUCCCUCACUACAACACAGAGAAUGUAUGGAUUUGCUGCUUGUUUGAUUGCUGGUCUGGCUCUCAUGUUACUGUCUAUGAUUGUUUUUGCCAAACCCAUCAAAUUUGCAGUAUUGUUCACCUUUGGCAACUUGUCAGCAGUUGGAAGUACAGCCUUUCUUCUUGGACCGGCACAACAAAUGGAAAUGAUGUUUGACCCUGUUCGUGUUUUUGCAACAGCCAUCUACCUUGGAUGUGUAGUUAUAGCCCUUAUUUGUGCUCUCUUGAUCCAUAGCAAGGUGUUGACGUUACUUGCAAUCAUAAUUGAGAUCUGCGCCCUUAUGUGGUACAGCCUGAGUUAUAUCCCUUUUGCUCGAAGAAUGGUUUCCGAGUUGAUGAUUAGAUUAUGUGAUACAGAGCUCUAAACCAAGAGAAAAACCUAGGAUGCCUUAUGUGGUCUGCAGUAGACAUGGUUCCUCGGCGUUUGGAUUUUGUGGACUAAUUCGUGGUGAAGUUGGUAUUGCCGAUAUUGAUUAUGAAGUUCAGAUAUUAGCUUUUUUGUGUGCCCAUGAAGCUUCUUGUUGGCCUUUAUUUGUAAUUCAUCUUCCAUGCACCAUUCUUUUCAUUUCACUUAAAAAACGAUAAUGGAUUGAAAUUUUGUUUACACAAAGUUGUUGUAAAGGAUAUAAAGAUUUUUUUUAUUUUUUUAAAAUGUUUUUUCUAAGAAAUUUAUAAAUUUA
Messenger RNA from Medicago truncatula (barrel medic), 1166 nucleotides. RefSeq names its product vesicle transport protein SFT2B. Gene Ontology annotation, cellular component: membrane. The transcript is spliced from 8 exons. Gene Ontology annotation, biological process: vesicle-mediated transport. The record is from RefSeq and is a predicted model, not a curated record. The coding region runs from base 363 to 851 and encodes 162 amino acids. Lineage: Eukaryota; Viridiplantae; Streptophyta; Magnoliopsida; Fabales; Fabaceae.